AUGACUUUUUUAACAAAAUCCUCAUUAUGGAAUGAUAUUGAAUUAAAAGGUAUUUUAUCAUAUAAAACAAUAUUAUCAAUUCAAUCAAAUAUAAAUAAUUCCUUAUCACCAAUAAAUAAUUUAACUCCAAUGUUUAUUCAAUCAUCAAAUAAAACAAAUAAUAAAUUGACAAUAAAUCGAAGUAAAUCAGAUGGAAUUGUUGAAAAUAAUGAUAAAAAACAUAUUAAAUUAAGUCCAUAUACAAUGUUUUAUCGGAAAUUGUAUGAAUAUGUCUUAUCUCGUCUUGAUCUUAUUUGUUAUCGUUUACAUGGAUCUCAAUCAAAUAAAUUUGAAAGAAUCAUUUGGAAUUUAUUUGAAAAUUAUACUCAAUUAUUAUUUCGUUCACGAUUAAUUCAAGUAUAUAAAUCAAUGCCAAAUUCGAAAUUAAAACCAGUUCGAAGUGUUUUUAUUCGUUCAAUUAACAAAUAUGAUUUUGUUGAAAAUGAGAUUUAUAUUCAAUUAAAGAUAUUUAUUCUUUUUUUUCUUCAACAUAAAAAUUCAUGUUUAACACCAUCAAAGGAUAUAUAA
Rotaria sp. Silwood1 is the source of this 567-nucleotide messenger RNA. The record is from the annotation of a GenBank genome assembly. Lineage: Eukaryota; Metazoa; Rotifera; Eurotatoria; Philodinida; Philodinidae.